AUGCGAGCAGUCACCCGCAACGCGUCUCGGACAUUGGUCCGACCUCUGAAAAACACGCUCGGAGCACGCUGUCUGGCCACGCAGAGCAACGCCAGUUCCGGUCUGUCGCUUCCUACUGCACCUUCGACGCGGUAUACGGCGGUCUCGCACCCCGAAAACGCGUCGUCCGUCACUCCCAAGGUUCAGGCGCUCCUCGACCGCUCCGACGCGUACAUCCUACCCGUGUACGCCCGGCCGCCCAUCGUGCUCCAGCGUGGAAAGGGCUCCUACGUGUGGGACGUGGAGGGGCGCGAAUACCUCGACUUCAGCGCCGGAAUCGCUGUGAACGCGCUUGGUCAUGCGGACGAGGGUGUGAUCGAGACCAUGAGAACCGCGGCGUCAAAUCUUCUGCAUACGAGCAACGUCUACCACAACGAGCACGCCAGCAAGCUCGCGGAACUCCUCAUCACGCUGACCCAAGCCGAAGGUGGUCUUGGGUGGACGCCCGGGAGCUCCCAAUCCUGGUCUAGCGGCUCGAGUGGCGCGAAGGUGUUCUUCGCGAACACGGGCACGGAGGCCAACGAGGGUGCACUCAAGAUAGCACGUAAAGUUGGGAAGGCACGCUGGGCGGAGAAGACGGGCAUGUCGUGGGACGACGCUUCGUGCGACAAGCACGAGAUCGUCUGCUUCGAACGGUCGUUCCAUGGGCGAUCCAUGGGUGCGCUCAGCGUCACGUCGAACCCGAAGUACCAGAAGCCGUUCAUGCCGUUGAUCCCGGGAGUCAAAGUCGGCCGACUGAACGAGCAGGAGGCACUGAAGACGCUCGUUGACGACAAGACGUGUGCAGUCAUCGUCGAGCCGAUCCAGGGCGAAGGCGGGAUUAACGCGGCCGACGUGGAAUGGCUUUGCGCACUGCGUAAACGAUGCGACGAGGUCGGCGCGGUAUUGAUUUAUGAUGAGAUCCAGUGCGGACUUUAUCGGACUGGCUACAUCUGGGCACACUCCACAUUUCCCGCCGACGCCCAACCGGACAUGGUGACCACAGCUAAGCCACUGGCCAAUGGCUACCCAAUUGGUGCCGUACUCAUGAGGGAUAGUGUGGCGGAGGUGAUGACCGCGGGCACGCACGGAACGACGUUCGGCGGCUCGCCACUGGCCUGUGCUUUGGGCUUCCACGUCCUCUCGCGCCUGUCGGACAAGGCGUUUGUGGCGAACGUCCGGGACACCGGGGGGUACCUGCAGGAGCGCCUUGGCCUGCUGACGCACUGGUUCCCGAACAUCCUGGAGAACAAAGUUCGGGGGCGGGGGCUAAUUCUCGGCCUGGGGUUCAAGAACGCUAGCCAUCCCGGGCGUGUGGUGGAGAUGGCCCGGGAGCGGGGGGUGUUGCUGCUGACGGCGGGAGCGGAUGCGGUGAGGCUGGUGCCGAGCCUGAACAUCGGGGCGGGAGAAGUUGGGCAUGCAAUGGAGGUGGUGGAAAGCGUGCUGCAUGUACUGAAUGAGGAGUAG
Messenger RNA from Epithele typhae, 1485 nucleotides. Its product is annotated as acetylornithine and succinylornithine aminotransferase. Gene Ontology annotation, molecular function: pyridoxal phosphate binding; identical protein binding; transaminase activity. Lineage: Eukaryota; Fungi; Basidiomycota; Agaricomycetes; Polyporales; Epitheliaceae. The transcript is spliced from 5 exons. Bases 1 to 1485 code for a protein of 494 amino acids. Gene Ontology annotation, biological process: arginine metabolic process. The record is from RefSeq and is a predicted model, not a curated record. Gene Ontology annotation, cellular component: mitochondrial matrix.